Molecule: messenger RNA, 1479 nt
Organism: Olea europaea var. sylvestris
Lineage: Eukaryota; Viridiplantae; Streptophyta; Magnoliopsida; Lamiales; Oleaceae
Product: AUGMIN subunit 1
Exons: 7
Coding region: 352-1281 (309 amino acids)
Biological process (GO): spindle assembly
Cellular component (GO): cytosol; HAUS complex
Source: RefSeq, a predicted model, not a curated record
GAAAAGAAAAAAGGAAAGAAAGAUAAAGCCUACUAAUUCCUUCCCGUCAUCGAGUGAAAUUUUUGAAUCUCAAGAGCCAAAAACUCCGUAGAAAAUUUCAGAAACAGAUCUAAACAAUUUUUGAUUUCCCAACCCCUCUCGAUCGGAACUAUCGCCGCCACCACCGCCUCGCAAAUAAUCAACACCAUCACAAUUCCGGCGGCCGCGAUCGACUAGAUACAGAGCGGCGCAACUAUCUGCGAUGCCCUUCUCGCCGGUUCCGACACGCACAUUAUAAUCGUCCUUUGUAUCCACCUCAGGGGGUGAAGGUCUAACUUGAAGUUUGAAAAGUCAGAAAAAAAGUGCAAAAGAAUGAGUGAAAUUGUGGAGGGAACUGAUCGUCCUUCUACAUCUUCAAUAACAUCCUUGGAAUCAAUAAAGACCAGUGGUAAUGCUGGUUUUGAUGCCAGUCGAAUUGCAGAAGUGAAAGCAUGGCUCAUUUCCCAAUUUGACGCAGCUGGGAAAGACCUACCCGAUUUCGAGUACACCCCACGGAGCAUUGCUCAUUUACACAAGAUUGUCGCUCUCUCCCAAGCCAAAACCCAGGCUGCCACCAUAGUCGCAAAUGACUUUCGUCAAAAAGCCACAGAGUAUCGCUCCCAAGCUGCAAGGAUAAGAGAGAUAUUGGAGCAUGUGGGGUUGGUGCAAGAUAGUUUACCAUCAAAUGUGGUCUCAUCUGCACAAGUUCUUGCCAAUGCGGCAAAUCUGUUGAAUAUUAGAGAUACUGAGCUAAGCAGUUUUCUUGUAGCAAUGGCGGAUUUGUCUCUGAGAAAAACUGCAGUAGAAGAGAAGAGGGCUAAAGUGCAAAAGGAGUCCAAAGAACUUCUCGAUUAUACUCGAAAGGCAAUAGCAAGACUGACCUAUUUGAAACGAACACUGGCACAAUUGGAAGAUGAUGUACCUCCUUGUGAAGCUCAAAUGGAGCACUGGAAAACCAACUUGGCCAUCAUGGAUUCAAAAGAAAGACAAUAUCUGCAACAGUACUCUAAUUAUAAGGCCAUGCUCUAUCGCGUGGGAUACAGCCCUGAGAUAAGUCACGGAGUUUUGGUAGAAAUGGCAGAGCAUAGGAAGGAUCUGGAAAAGAAAACAAAACCGAUUCUCGACACCCUUAGAAGCUACCAAGAUUUGCCUCCUGACAAAGCUUUGGCUGCAUUGGCAAUUGAGGACAAGAAAAGGCAGUAUGCUGCUGCUGAGAAGUACCUUGAAGUUGUUUUGCAAUCUGCUCUUGAUUCGAACAAUUGAUCUAGUGACACCCUCCGGUCUUCUGCUCUUCAUUUUCUUGUUUAAAUAUUGUGUUAAGUAUUCCAAAACUGGUAAUAUACUGUUGAUUGGACUCUAUUGAGGUAGUAAUGGUGAUAAUCACCAGAGAAGAAACAACCUUUGGGUCUUUUGUUUGAUGGCUAUUAUUUAGAAAAAAUAAUUUUUUGAGUAGCGAUUUUU